Messenger RNA from Aspergillus saccharolyticus JOP 1030-1, 9903 nucleotides. Its product is annotated as putative fermentation associated protein (Csf1). Bases 216 to 9788 code for a protein of 3190 amino acids. NCBI's taxonomy places the organism in Eukaryota, Fungi, Ascomycota, Eurotiomycetes, Eurotiales, Aspergillaceae. The record is from RefSeq and is a predicted model, not a curated record. The transcript has 3 exons. Gene Ontology annotation, biological process: fermentation. Gene Ontology annotation, cellular component: membrane.
CAGAAUUAUUGCCUCUUACUUGAAUACACCUGCUCCGUAUCAGGAGUCGCAAUCACUAUACGAUAAAACAGAGGCGCAUGGACAACUAGUUGGAAAUCCACAGCUCAACCGGCCGGGGGACAAUCGUUACUGCUUGCAACUAUUCCGCCAGGCGCAUCGCGGUUUUGCGGCGUCACCAUGUCCGCUGGUGGUGAACGUUCUUGGUUAUUGCGAACAUGGCCAGCACAAGUCUGACGUCUUUGGCCCUGACCCCGGAUCCGAGCUUCAAUUGGUUCUUCCUUCUGGAGCUGAUUGUCUCCUGCAUUCUCGUGCUCUUCUUCCUGCUCUACUUCAAUCGGCUCUUUGCGACCCUCCUCUCCUACGGAAUCCGUGCAUAUACCUGGCAUUACUACCGCGCCUAUGUCGACAUCCGGGCUCUUCAGAUCUCACCUCUGGGUGGGCGGAUUUUUUUCAAAGGCAUUCGAUACCAUGGUGUGAAUGAGACGAUCUUUGUACAUGGUGGAUUCAUCACAUGGCAGUACUGGCAACGCACUGUGAGACAGACAGACGUGACGGGUCUACAAUGCGAUGGUCAAACAGCGGAAGGCGCACAGAAAUCCGGGCUUGCUGGUAAUGCCGGUUGCAAAAAUGACAGCGGAGAACAAGGCGGGCCAAAGAAUGCGGACUCCCUUCCUUGUCGCAUUACGGCGAAGGUGUAUGGUCUCGAGUGGUUUAUAUACAAUCGAGCUCCAGCCUACGAGGGUAUCCUAGCUGGCUUCAAUCCAUCCAACUCGUCUCCUUCUGCUACCAAGCCACAGUAUCCUGAGAGUGACACACUGGAUCCGAAUUUGAAGGAUGGUAAUUUAGGCUCAUCCGUGCCUGGAUCUGCUCGCGGCGAUAGUCAAGAGAGGCCGGGUACGGCUGAAUCGCAGAAUCCGCCUGGGUCGGAGCAGGAAUUAGGUAGCGGCGUGGCUCGAUUUCUUCGACUUCUUCCCAUAAGGUUGGAAUGCGACAAAGGUGCCAUUGUCAUGGGAAAUGAGCACACGAGAUCGGUCUUAACGACCACUUUUGACAGUGCCACCGGUCUGAUUGAGGCGUGCAAUGCUGGGCCGCUCGACUUGUACCGACAGGUGUUCUCCUUCAAUUUCAGCCACCCUGUGAUUCAAAUGCGUCCAAACCCAGAUUUCAAACAGAACCAGCUGGCUGCCGCGAAGAGUCUCGGUUCAGCCCAAGAAGACCAAGUCGGGGCGAAGCGCAAGCGAAAUACCAUCUUCAAUUACAAGUUGCAAAAACGCCGAGUCUGGCACAGCAUUCGCGAUCUGAUUCCCUACUUUCAAAAAUCAGUAGAAUCGUUCCAUGUGCAUAAGAAGCAUACAGAUUCCGGACCUAGAACCUCAACUGAAUUAGGCAGUGAUACGCGCUGGGUCGGACUUUCACGGUACCUGGAUGAAAGCGCGCAAGAUGACCAUGAGGAGUGGAGUCCCGUCGAAUACGGUCGAUAUUCGACGAUUCUUGACAGCCCUGGGAUGGCCGUAGCUUACUACUGGGACGUGCCCGGGUACGUCAAAACCUGCCCGCCGCUGGAAAAUUCGUCACCUCCAGAUGCGACAUGGAGAAUCAACAGCGGCCCGCCGCCAGAAUGGGGCAUAGAUGUCAAGAUCAAUGGUGGCACCAUCAAUUAUGGUCCCUGGGCUGACAGGGAACGAGUGGGUUUGCAGAAUGUGUUUUUCCCUAACGCUUUUCGAAGCGCGGAGCCGUCUGAGCCUCUGAGCCCUGGGGUUCCGAGGAUGACUACGGUGUUCACCCUACGAGUCGAAAUCAAUGACGAGCUUACGCUGCGAAUUCCUACUCGGGAGCCAUCGAAAGACUGGCAGUGGAAAGGCCGUGCAGACGCAAUAAAGGGUGUCUCUAAGCUCAGAAAACAGAACAGUAGGAGGCAGUCGCGUGGUGCAGAAGGUGAAAAAGGUCAUGUUGGUCCUGAUAGACGACCUUUUGGGUGGUUGUCACUCGUUGUGGCUGGUGACUCGACAAUUCGCUACAAGAUGGAUAUGUUAGCUUCUGUUUCAGGAUUUCAGAGCCAGCUUGACCUUGAUCUCCGAGGCACCAAGCUGAUGUCCAGUGUCAAUCAUGCAUUGCUGUGGCAAUGUCCAAAGCAACUGAUCACUUGUGACUUAUCUGUCCCUCUCUCCUGGAAUAGCAUCCGUACCUGGAGAUUCGAUAUUCAUAGCCAUGACAUGGAGCUCUUCCUCCUGCGAGACCACAUCUUCCUCCUGACUGACCUGGUUUCCGAUUGGGCAUCCGGGCCACCUCCGGAAUACUGCACUUUUGUCCCGUUCAUCUACAAGAUUGGCUUGUCUUUCUCGAACUUCCAGUUGUUCUUGAAUGUCAACGACAUGAAUAUUGUGAACAAUCCAUCUGACUUGGACGACAACCGCACGUUAGCCAUCAAGGGCGAGAGCUUGAGCGCCGACGUGACGAUUCCUCUGAACAAGUAUAGACCUGAGGAAAAUGCGAUUUCUUUCAAAGUAAAUCUUGAGGAUGCUGGUAUUGAUUACUUGACCCCUGUCUGGGAUACUAUGCACGCUUUCCUAGCGAACAAAUCAACCGCUGCGCUUGAGAAGCUGACUAUUGACGGUGUCUACAACUAUUAUCUCACUACAUCUUCGAAUCUGGUGGACACCCUAGUACUGAACAUUGACGGCUUUUCUCCCAAGCUUUACCUCUUUGGCUUCCUGAUUCGGUCCUUCAUGGCCAUCAAGGAAAACUAUUUCGGCGAGGAAAUGCACUUCAAGACGCUAGAGGAGUACCAGGAGCUCGCUUACCCACACGAAGAUGUCGCAACUCGGACGGCGAACAAUCCUCACAGAAAUACGAAUGACCUUGACGUGAUUGUGCACGUUACUGUUGACAGUCCCUGUGCUCUUCUCCCAGAGAAUAUCUAUGAUGUAUCAAGUUGCAUAAAGCUUACAGCAGCAUCUUUGGAGGCAGACCUACGAUUUACCAACUAUUAUAUGGAUCUGCAAUUCUCACUUGCCCCGCUGAAAGCAGCUUUAGAACCCAACAGGUCUGCGGAUACGCAGACCAUAUCAGACACGCAGGUGUUCAUUGACGGUGUGACUGUUUAUGGCCAUCGUUUGUUUGGUCUCCCCCCUGCAGAGCCAACUUAUGUCUGCAACUGGGACUUUGAUGUCGGCCGUAUCAUCGGGGAAUGCUCAACAAAUUUCCUUGGCUGUUUGGCUAGGGCGCUAAAGAGCUUCGACUUUUCCUUUGACAACGAGGAGAACGCUCUUCCUCUGCUUAACCCGUUGCAGCUCCAUGAUGUUACCUUCCUACGAGCUAAGAUUGAGGCAAUUCAUAUUUCCAUACUCUUGGACAAGGCCGCUUUACUCCUGAGCACUGGUAAUGUGACAACCAGGUUCAAUGACUGGGCGAACACAGAAUUCUCAAAGCGGAUGACGUUGUCCGUCCCUGACCUUUCGGUUACUGCCAUUGAUUACAAUUCUCUGAACCAACCUGGAAGCUCAAUUCAACAAACAGUAGCUCCUAUCGCUCUUCUCGAGUCGACUUUGAACAUCAGGAUGGUGCAGCAAAAGGCCGAUUUUGAUGGAACCCGCAAGUUGCAACAGGAACAUGUUAAGCUUCAUGAUCGAAGAACGCAACGCACUCCUUGGUUGAUUUUUGAUUGGGAAGACAUUGAACCUCGUUCACUACAGGUGAGUGGGGAAGAGUUGUCAGCUCCAACGAUCGCUAUCCCUACCAUGCCUGAACCAGUCACAAGGUAUCGCAGUGCUGGCGGUGGCCUGUCCUCAUUGCGUCGGCUUUCAGCAACAGGGAGCAACCGUAGCUUCAGGAGCUUUUUUGUGUCCUCUGACAUAUCAAGCACAAAGAGCGGCCGCAGACAACAUUCCCACAGUACAACUCCCCUAGGAUUCCAGUUUGAGGAGAGAAAGGAUCAUAAUUCUUCUCGAUCAACAGUACUUGCCAGGGAUAUCGACCUUAUGCACGUCGGCCAGAAUUGUUCUGAAGCUGCUUCUACUGAUUACGUUGAUCCGUCGAACCCCUGGUCAAUACCAGCGUUCUCGUUUCACAAAUUGAAGUUCGAUACUUCCCAGUUACCUCUACGACCCGUUUCUCCAGGUAGCUCGGUUCAGAGUGACUACGCUGAUGAUAAGACUGGCCAUCCCUUUUCACCCGGCAUUGAUGAGUCAACACACACAAAUCUUGCCAUAGACUUGCCCCAAGGCAUCAGGGGCUUUUGCUUUCCUGAAUUUCUCCACGUCGCAGCUUCAUUGGUCGAGAGACUACAGCCUAGUCAUCCUAGUGCUAUCAUUGAUUCUCUCCAGAAAGACAUCGUUUCAGACAUCGUGACGUACGAGAAGUCAAUGAAGAGUCCACGAAAAUGCACAAGCAUUGCCAUUAGAGCACCUUGUUUGCUUGUCAAUCUGAUUAAUCCGAACACCGCUGUCACUGACGACUUUAGCUUUCAGGAUGAGUACAACCUAGUGGUUUCGCAUUUAAAGACAGAGAUUAGGACGAAGGUUGAGAGGCGGAAGGGGGAUCUUGUAACAGGAGUCAACCAGACUCUGACCGUACAUGUGGCUGCAGACGGGCUCUCAGUUUCAGUCCAGGGUAGUCGCGUUGAUGCACACCAGGAGAAGGCAGAACUAGCCUGCAUGCUCAGCGAUAUGAACUUCUGGCUCGUGACGGGGACUGUGCAAAGGUCUAACUUUCAAGUCAGAUCCUUCGAAACUGUGACUUCGACCAAGUCUGUGGAGCAUCUCGCUUCCCUAGUCCGCAGAACAACGACAAUGGUUGACUCUAUUGCAUCAUCUUUCAAACAUAGCAUUUCGCUUAGCGAGAGGCGACUGCGUUACCUUGUUUACUUCCUCACUCAACAGGCAGCUGACGUUCCCGAUCCCUCUUUUCUCAUCCGCAUUUCAAAUGUGCUCAGAGUGGCGCGAACUCACUUGCGGCAGCAUGACUCUUGGAAGAUUAUCUCACGUCUGCGCAACGUAUACAAGCACUUGCCAUCUGAACAAGCGUGUACCUUGAUUCGAAAAUGCUUGCAUGGCGAUUUUGAGCUUCCAUCCAAUGCUAAAGACCUAGUGUUGUCAAGCUUCGACCAAUGGCGAGCGUGGGAUCUAGCGCAUGUCGAAAAAAGUUAUGUGAUGAGAAGCGUGUGGAACAGCUUUGAGCCUGACACUCCGACGGCAACAGCCGCUAUGCUAUUUUCCUCUACAGUGAAAUUGUUCCGUAUUUCCAUUGACCCUGGUCCUCGAGAAAGCGAUUUCGUGAUAGAGGAUAUGGCGACCGCUGUCUCACUCGACGCACCGAGAGACAGUCUACCUGCCGGACGCGACGAUCGGAGAGAACUGAUUAUCGUGCAAUCUUACUGCUCUUCGUCCAGUCUCCGUUUACGUUGGGAAAUUCUCGACCUCGUGGAAGGGGUUCUGAAAACCAUGUCAACCGUGACACUCGAGUCCGCACCACCGGCACCGAAGCCUGAACAUAGCCCGAACCCCAUCGAGCUACAGCUCGUUCUCGGGGCUGACUUAGGGUCGGUGACGCUCGAUGGUAUCAAUGUCAAACUAGCGCUGGCUGGCAAGGCGCUCAGAAGCUCGCUUGUCCAUAAGUCUAGGAGUUCAGAGUCUGCUGAAACAACAAGCUUGUUGUUGAGCUCCAGCGCUUGCUACUCUGAAUUUUCCAGCAACUCUAAAGUACUGAUGAUGUGGAAACUCACCGACCCACAUAUAUAUGGCUCUCGUGUGUCGGAGGAGACCGGGUCUGUAGUGACUAACGAAUGGAUGGUCGCCGCAUCCUGCAGAAAGCUUCGCUACGACAUGAAAGAAGAUCCGCUCAGCCUUGCACACAUAGCUGAUCGACUCAUAGAGGAUGAGGUUCGAUUCAUUUAUGAGCUUGUCAACAGCGUGGAGUUCCCGACUCACCAACAGGGCCCUUCAGAUUCGAUGGGGUUGGUGCGUAACAAGUUCCAUGUCGCAGUAUUCCUGGACGACUAUCGUUUGAGUUUCUGUAUCCUACCGUCGCUGACGUAUAUCAUCUCUGGCGAGGUGGCGCGAACCUCUAUAAUGCCCAAACAAGGAUCUAAGAUGGAGAUUGACUUCGACUUGAAGAGAAACCUUCACACUUUCCAAUCAAACGAGGGCGGUCAAUGGCACUCUUUAUCGGUGAUCGAGAUCCCCCCCAUCAACGGCCGGAUCAUUGCGGAUCUUGCACCAGGCCGCACGGAAAUGGAAGUGGAUGUGACCAUCGAAGUCAUUCAACUUGAGGCCAGCGCUGUGCGGAGUCUACUGGGCGCAUUGACAAGGCCAGAAUUCUCACAUCUCAUGAGUGAUCUCAAACAGAAUGUGGAGAUUUUACAGCUUCAUCUAAAUCAUGUGCUUGCACUCAGAAAAUCUCCACCCGAGCGGAAAGACUCUUCUAACGAACAUAUUAUUCUUUACAAGGCACGCAUGACAAUGGCAGGGACCAAAAUUCAUGCGACAGCGCCAGCGCUCAACGGCAACCAUUAUUCUGCUGAUCUGGACAUCCGACUCGGUAUGGUCCGCCUACGCCUGGACAACGGCUUGGAGGCUGGGCACCCAAUGGAGUAUCCCGAAUUUCACGUUGACUCUUCGAACCUAAGCUUGGAUUUGAAGAAAAAAGAGUCUUCAACAAGCCACUCAUACUGUAGCUUUAAUGUUGACGCAAGACUUCAAGGAACAUCUAUGAAGCGCGACAACGGCGAAUUGAGACGGGUGUUUCAUCUGAGUAGCACCAAGUUCAAUGUCGAUCUAUUCCCUGAAAGUGCCGCGUUGCUGGUUGACUUAGCUGCACAUCUCCAAGAGCGCAUCAAGACCUUGGACCUUUCGCAUGAAGUGAAACGCUUCAAGAAGCUACGGCGUCGAGGGCAUACAGAAGCGGAACGGAAGUCUUUGGAGAUUCCUCGGAUAGAGGUAGACGAUACCAGUGCCUCCGGCGAACUCUUCAAUGCUGUAUACUCUUUGGACUUCCAUAAUAUUCAGCUUGGAUGGAACAUGAUUACAAUGUCUUCUGGAGUGCCAGACAACAAGUUGGCUGACUUGGUAUUCUCUAUCAAGCGGAUCGAGCUGUCCAACAAGAAGACGAAUGCUGCCAAGCUUCGAAUUGAAGACAUGCAGCUACAGAUGGUACCAGUCCACGGUAAUAGACGGAAGCGCUCACUGAACUCGGCGCUACUACCGGAGUUGGUCUUUAACGUUGCGUACGCAUCUGCGGGCAAGGAAGUUCGACUGGCUUUCCAGGCUGCUGGAAAAUCACUGGAUUUGCGAGCUACUUCGGAAUUCAUACUCCCAGCAAGCAUCAUACGCGAUUCCAUCGCCUCUGCUGUUCGGACCAUACGAGAGGCCAAUAACAUACUGGUCUCGAAGCCGUCCGGAGACAGUGUGAAGUUGCGUCCCAUCUUUGGUAACAAACGCUUUCGCUCUGUGCUAGUUGAUGUUGACUUCGCUGGAGCUACUGUAUCUCUUCAGGGAGAAUAUACAGAUGACCAUCAGACAAUGCUGACUGCAAGUCUGAAAGGGAACCAGCUUCCUCAUUCCACUUAUGGUCAGUAUGUUCAUGGAGAUGGCAUAGCCACGGCAACUUUCAAGGCUCCAGGAGUGGCCUUGAAAGUGCUGUACGAGGAUAAUGGCUGCAACGACCCGGCUCUUAAUGCGGAAUUGAAGGUUGAUGCCUCGACGAAUGUGCUUUAUCCUAGUCUCGUUCCCCUAGUCAAACAGGUAACAACGACCAUCAAAGAGGUCAUGGGAGACCAUCCAAGGGCCAGACGGCCUUCGAAUACGGUGAUGCUACAACCGCAGAAGCUGAUGUCAGAGACUCCUCUUGCUCCUACAGAUCCAGGAUCAAUUCUAGGCCGUUGCAAAUUGAACAUUGGAAUCUUAAUUUGCAGACAGGAGUUUAGCUUAAGCUGCCAGCCUAUAGCUCGUGUGGCAGCCACUACGCAGUUUGACAGUGUCUAUGUCACAAUCAACACGGUACAGUCUGAUGAGCAAGAACGAUUCAUAGCUCUUCUGGUGGCUUUCAACUCGUUGCAAGCAUCCGUGAAACAUGUCUACUCCAACGAGUCGACUGCGAGGUUCGAGGUCAAGUCUAUGGUCAUGUCAAUUAUGAAUAGCAAGCAUCUCGGGAGCUCAAAGGGCAUUUCAGCCGUUCUUCGAGUCAGUCCCAUGAACGUCGUCCUCAACGCCAAGCAGGUGCAAGAUCUCCUGCUCUUCCGCGAGAUUUGGUUCCCAUCCAACGAUGACAUUAAUCCCGGACCAGCUCUCCAAUCGCAAUCUCAAGACACGCAAGCCUAUAUCGUGCAAAGGUACCAACAAGUUGCUGCGGCUCCUGCCUUUCCUUGGAAUACCACGAUCGCAAUUGAGAAGCUGGAGAUACAAUUGGACCUGGGAUCGACGUUGGGCAAGGCUCAGUUCGCUAUCAAUGACCUCUGGCUGUCAACUAAAAAGACAUCCGAAUGGGAACAGAUUCUCUGCGUCAGCUUCAACACUGUGGGGAUUGAGAGCAAGGGCCGGAUGAGCGGUCUGGUCGAAUUACAGACUUUGAAAGUUCAUACCUCGAUCAAUUGGCCCCACGACCAGCAGGGCAAUGGAACCCCACUCAUCCAAGCGUCCAUUUCAUUCGGCCAAUUGGAUGUCAAAGUCUCUUUCGACUACCAGCCAUUCCUUAUCGCUCACAUUUCUCGCUUCGCGUUCUUCAUGUACAAUGUUCGGCCCACGGCAGAUGAGUCUAACGAGCGACUGUUCAGUAUCCUCCAUGGAGAUCAGGUGCAGGUAUUUUGCACAAGCAUGACUGCCUCUCAAGCCUUGGCUUUAUUCCAAGCGUGGCAGCGACUCGCACAAGAUAAACAAGCAGCAUACGAAGCGUCCUUGCAAGAUGUCGAGCGGUAUCUACGCCGAAAGACUUCCGUAUUCUCAGAGAAGCCCGAGGCUAGCUCAAAGGAAAUCUCUAAGCCUCCAGAGGAGGAAGCGGAGGAGGCACCUAUUUCGCUGCACACAGGCGUAGUUGUGAGUCUCAACGUGGUGACCAUGGGCGUCUUCCCGCGCUCAUUCUUCGACAACCAUGUCUUCAAGCUGGAAGCACGGGAUGCGCAGGCUCGGUUUGACGUCUCCCUCGACCAGGGCAAAAUACAUAGCGCACUUGGUCUCACACUCGGCCAGCUGCGGGUGGCUCUUUCGAAUGUUGUUCGGUCUGGUCCCAUGGAAGCAGAGGAAAUGCUUCUGGUUAGUGAGAUUGGCAGCCGUGUCACCGGUUCUCGAGGAGGCACGAUCCUCAAGGUGCCGCGACUUGUGGCUCGAAUGGAGACCUGGCAGUUUCCAGGGUCCCAGCAAAUCGAGUAUAUCUUCCAAAGCACGUUCGAAGGGAAGGUUGACGUUGGCUGGAACUACUCCCGCAUCAGUUUCAUCCGGGACAUGUGGGAAUCGCAUUCGCGCGCGUUGGCCUCCCGCCUCGGCAAGCCGCUGCCUCCAUCGGCGGUCCGCAUCACGGGGGCGCUGAAUGGUGAAGGCGGCGGCGAUAAGAGUGAGUCGCAGGAGAAGAUCACGGCGGUGGUCAAUGUGCCGCAGUCGAAGUAUAGCUAUGUGGCGUUGGAGACGCCGGUGAUCGAGACGCCGCAGCUGCGCGACAUGGGCGAAGCUACCCCACCAUUGGAAUGGAUUGGGCUUCAACGGGACAAGCUGCCCAAUAUUACGCAUCAGAUUAUCAUUGUCACCCUUCUGGAGCUUGCGAAGGAGGUGGAGGAUGCAUAUGCAAAGAUAUUGGGAUCAUCGUGAUGCCCCGCAAAUUUCCUAAGCAUACAUGUCGAUGUGAACGGGGAGUAGGUGGUAUCUGUGCUGAUUGCAGGGGAGAAGUCAAGGACGUGCUUGUUUGGUGCAUGCCCGUAGCUGG